Theobroma umbraticum is the source of this 2692-nucleotide messenger RNA. Its product is annotated as quillaic acid 3-O-glycosyltransferase CSL1-like. Gene Ontology annotation, cellular component: membrane. Lineage: Eukaryota; Viridiplantae; Streptophyta; Magnoliopsida; Malvales; Malvaceae. Gene Ontology annotation, molecular function: cellulose synthase (UDP-forming) activity. Gene Ontology annotation, biological process: cellulose biosynthetic process. The record is from RefSeq and is a predicted model, not a curated record.
UAGCCAAAAUGUGUUUGUCCACUUUAAUCUUCUUUAUUUCAUUAGGUCUGAUUUUGUACAAUGGGGAGUUAAUUUUUUUCUAUUACAAAUUUUAUAUUUAUGUCUGGUGCAGUUAAUUAGUAUUUGAAUAUAGUACAUGUAGAAUCUGUCUGUAUUAAAUGGUACUAAAUUACUAUACAAUUUUAUAUAAUGAAGGUUAUGAGAGAGAUUUAAUAUUGCCUGGAUAGGAAGCAAAUGUUAGCACGCAAGAUGAAGCCUCUUCCCUUCAAUCUUUGCAACCCCAAGAAAAGAUCUGCCAUAAUCAACCGUUCUUACGCUCUCCUCCAUUCCAUAGCUGUAACUUCCCUGAUUUUCUACAGAGUUUCUUCUUUUUUGCAUUCAAGACCUUCUCUCCCUCACCUCCUGGUAUUUGCCUCUGAGCUUAUUCUAUCUCUUCUUUGGCUACUCAACCAAGCUUAUCUAUGGAGACCCGUUUCUCGAAAAACUUUCCCCGAGAGAUUGUUGCAGGAAAAGGAGGAAGAACUACCGGAAAUCGAUGUGUUUAUAUGCACUGCAGACCCCACGAAGGAGCCGCCUUUGGAGGUAAUGAACACUGUUUUGUCAGCAAUGGCACUGGAUUAUCCGAUAGGGAAGCUCUCAGUUUAUGUUUCGGAUGAUGGAGGUUCUUCCUUAACUUUACAUGCUAUGAGAGAGGCUUGGAAAUUUGGUAGGUCUUGGCUUCCAUUUUGUACGAGGUUUGGGAUAAAAACCAGAUGUCCAAAGGCCUAUUUUUCAAGGUAUGGGAUCUUAGGAAAAGGAUACUACGAAGAAGAAGAGAAGAUCAAGCAACAGUACAUGUGGUUGGAAGAGCACGUGAAGAAAGCAGGAAGCAGUGGAGAGAUGCUGGGAGAAACCUGCACUUUGAACACUAAAAAUCAUCCUGCAACUAUUGAGGUGAUACAAGAUGAAUCCCAUGACACCAAUCAAGCCGAGAUGCCCCUUCUCGUCUACGUUUCUCGUGAGAAAAGCCCUUCGUCUCCUCACCAUUUCAAAGCUGGAGCACUCAAUGUUCUUCUUAGGCUGUCCAGCAUGAUAAGCAACUCGCCUUACAUAUUAGUAUUAGACUGCGACAUGCGCUGCAAUGACCCGACAUCCGCAUUACAAGCAAUGUGUUUCCACUUGGAUCCUAGAAUCUCUUCCAACCUAGCUUUUGUUCAAUUCCCUCAGAAAUUCCACAAUCUCAGUACGAUGGAUAUAUAUGAUGGCCAAUUAAGAUCAGUAUUCUUGGUAAAGUGGCCUGGUAUGGAUGGACUGCAGGGACCUAUGUUAUCUGGAACCGGCUUUUACAUAAAGCGAAAGGCGUUGUAUGGAGAUAUAGUACAAGAAGGUACCGACCCCAUUCAGUUAAGACAAUAUCUUGGUCCAUCAAAUGAAUUAGUGAAAUCACUUCAUCGGAGCAACCAUCAUAACUCCGUCAACAACAUGGACUCGCCAAGCAGAUUGCUAGAAGAAACCAGAUUAGCCUCCUGCACAUACGAGAAAGAAACUCAGUGGGGAAAGCAGGUUGGAUUCUUGUACAACUCCGUGGUAGAAGAUUAUUUUACUGGGUUUAUGUUGCACUGCAAGGGGUGGAAUUCUAUCUUUUGUGAUCCCCCGAGGCCAGCAUUCUUGGGCACCGCCACAACAAAGUUGAAUGACACGUUAUUACAAGGUGCAAGGUGGAACUGUGGGGUGCUCCAAGUUGCCCUCUCAGGGUUUUCCCCUCUGAUUUAUGGAUUAUCAAGAAUGUCUCUGCUUCAAACAAUGUGUUAUUGCCACCUUUCACUUCAGCCCCUCUAUUCCUUGCCUAUGUGGUGUUUAGCUACUAUUCCUCAACUAUGCCUCUUGAAUGCCAUUCCCUUGUACCCCAAGGUUUCAGAUUCAUGGUUUAUGAUCUAUUCAUAUAUUUUUAUCAUGUCACAAUUGAAACAUUUAGAGGAAGUUCUGUCAACGGGUGAUCCAAUCUGGACAUGGUGGAAAGAAGAGAGGAUUUGGAUGAUGAAGUCAGUUAUAUCUUAUUCCAUUGGAAGUUUGAACGCUGUGUUGAAGUUUUUGGGUUUGAGGGAAGCCAACUUCGUGCCCACAAAUAAAGUUGCAGAUGAUGAACAAGUCACAUUCUACCAAAAGGGAAUAUUCAAUUUCCAAGCAUCAACAAUCGUUCUUGCUCCACUGGUUGCAUUAGUCACCUUAAACAUGAUUUCUUUAGCUGGUGGGCUUGCCAGAAUAAUUAUCAAGGAAAGUAAUUGGAAUGAGAUGUUUGGACAAAUUUUCCUCUCCUUUUACAUCCUAAUGGUGCAUUUCCCUAUAAUUGAAGGGAUGAUGUUCAGGAAGGACAAAGGACGGAUUCCUCCUUCGGUUACCCUAUUUUCUCUUGCACUUUCCACUUCUUUCCUGUGCCUUGGAUCCUUGGUUCUCAUGUCUUGAACCGUCAAGUUCAUCUGCUGCUAUUAACCUACUGCUUUUCAAGUAUCAAAUCCUAAACUUUUGUGACAAGGGAGGCAGAAAUUCUUUAAAUAAGAGGCUGUCAGGUGUCAGUCUUUGGUAUUUAUCUGUAACAAAUCUAGUUAUCAAAUUUGUUAGCAACAAAUUAAAUGGCUAUAAGGUAGAUGAAAGGAGAUCGUAGGAACUGAAGAAACAGAUUUGGCAAGAAAUAGUACUGCUCUGUUUUUGCUUU